This is a messenger RNA of Oppiella nova, 1322 nucleotides long. Lineage: Eukaryota; Metazoa; Arthropoda; Arachnida; Sarcoptiformes; Oppiidae. The record is from the annotation of a GenBank genome assembly.
CGGGCAAUUUGUUCACACAUUUCCAGUGAUUUAUGUGGCCUUCAGUCAGACGACUGGUCAUUAUCGCGAUAUUACUCGACAUCACAUCAGAUGUAACGCCAGUGCCCUCCGCCUCCACGAACCCUCUAUGGCGCGGCACAUACACCCAAAGCAGUUACUGGUACUCCGACUAUGCGGCCCCCAAACCCCCGCACCAGCCAAAGAAAGUGUACCUCCCGGUGCCGCAGGUCUGUCCCGAAACGGGACGCACCGUAUGUGCCGACGUCAAGCCCUUCUACCCGUCCGAUGAUGUGUUUGAUGUGAUCCGAGCGGCAAAAGCCAAACGAUUCAACAUUUCGAGUGAAUUCGUGGACGAGAGCCUCAACGACGAAGAGCCGCACUUCUACGACCAGCCGCCCCCUCCUCAGUACGACAACCCGCCGCCCAAACACGAGGGUUAUGUGGUCUACCAGACGGCCGUCCACUACGACUCGCCUUAUAAUAAGCCAAACAAUUAUAAUAAUAGACAACAAAACUAUAAUAACCACUACUCGUCGUACGGACCGCCGGAUACCAGUGCUCAGGGCUAUGGCUAUAAUCAGAACAACGGCUAUAAUAGCGGUUAUAAUUAUAAUAACAAUAACGUAAACAGAGCUCAAUAUCGACCGACAUAUAGUAAGCACAGCCGACCCGACCAGAAGGGCUACCCGUCCCCGUCGUACGACUCCCAUUACUCACCGCCACCGGUCAGAUAUGGCAACGACAACCACUAUCCACAGCAACAACAGUACGACAAUGAGAUGAUAUCGCAGAGCCAUCAGACCAGAUAUAAGCGCCAAACGGGUGCCGAAGUGGUGGACCCGGUGUGUCAGUCGCGCAUGAUUUUAGUGGAGCCAAAGGCGGCGCUCAACGACAGGAGUCAGUGGAAGUUUGUCAUCAAUUUGGCCGAUAGGGACCCCCGACUCAAACAGGCCAUCAAAGUGGAGGUCUGCCAAACUCCGGGUCAGUCGUGCUCUAAUCAGAUUUCACUGCCAUUUGGUUUCGUGAGUCGAUGUAAACAGAAGUACAUUAAGAAGAAGUUAUUAUCGUUGGACUCUUCUGGUCAAAGCAUAUCCUCAGAAAACUUCUUCGCCCCCUCCUGUUGUGUCUGCGAAGUGGUCCGCAAUGCCAACAACAAGCGGAAGUAAUCCACGAGAAGUCCCGUAGAAGCCAUCAUUCAUUACCAAUAGAUAAUUAAGAACCCAUUGCUCUCUUAUCUAAUGAAUACAUCCCAAGUAAUUAUAAUCUCAUUUUUCAUCCACUUUUACGAUAAUAUUGUCAUUCAAUUUAUACCGAAGACUAGU